GUGAGAGUCAGCCCAGGCAGGCAGAUCGCUGCUCCCCGUCCCUCCCGGGAUGGCCAGAGGCUCCGUGAGCCACAAAGCACCGCGGAGAUGCUGCUCCUGUCCGGCCAUCCACUGCUCUGGCUCUUCCUGCUGCUCCCAGGUUCUACAGCUUCCACAAACUCCUCCACCCCUGCUGGAACAGGUCAAUCCCAACCUACAACACACAGCCCCGAAGUAAAGAACCAAACCUCAGAGCCGACGGUAAAAUCAACACCACCCACCAACCUGAGCCUCACCUCUGUGGGUGAGGUGAGACCUCAGACUACAGCCAAAUCCUCCCCCACCACCACAACAACCCUGACAGCAACCACUGAGCGAGAGGAUAAGUCCAGUGGAAACAGAAGCACAGAAGCUCCUUCUCCAMCACCUCAAGGYCAGCAUCCUAUGAGGAAUGAAAGCACCACGACAUCAGUGACUCAAGRCACCUCAGAGCCUGUCACCCCAACACCGAACUCCUCCAGCCAYGUGCCCGAGCCCAGCCCGACAGAUGAGAAAUCACCACUGACAGUGGCGGCUUUUGGUGUCAUUAGCUUUGUUGUUAUCCUGAUAGUGGUGGUCAUCAUCCUGGUCAGCGUGGUCAGCCUGAGGUUCAAGUGCAACCACUCCAAGGACUCAGAAGACAAACAGAAACCAGGAACCUCCAUGGUAUCAGAGAGCUGCUCAGCAGACACGAGCCAGAAGGGGAACAGCAUCACUCUGAUCUCCAUGAAGAACAUCAACACCAAUAACAGCAUGAGCUACCCCCCAUCAGAAAAGGUGCUAUGAAGCCAAGAGCCCAGAGCUUGACGCUGACACGUGACAAUGAGGAGUGGCUUUCUAGGUUCUUUUAUUUUUGGCUUCGGGGAAAGAGCAAGUGUGGAUUUUAUAUAUAAAUUAUUAUGUCCUUUCUGAUCAAUACAUUUACAGUAGUGUCCUACAUAGCUUCCCCACCUGGGGCCUAAGGGCUUUCUCCAGUUACAGCCUGCCAUGCUCGGUGGUUAUUAUUUAACUCUAUAGAGUUAUAUAUGCCUUCAAACACUCCAGUAAUUCCAGCAGCAAGAAGCACCAAGGCACCAUCUACUCCRCUAAUAAAACGCUGCCUUAGAUUAAUGGCCUUUAUAGUGUGUGCCAGGCAGUCACGGGCUCGUUAAUCAGCGUAGCCCCACGUCGAGCCAGACCCGUGCAUUGGGAAAGCUUGAUCUGAAGCUGAAGGCAUGAUGGGACUUAAAUGCCCGAGUUGURGGUCAAAUCCCAGCACGACUGCUCCGAGCCCCUUAUCCCCAGCACCCUCAUUGUCCCCACAACAGUGGGGAUGGUCAUAUCCACCUACCUCACAGGGUUGUUGUGAGGCCUUGUUAAUCCAUGUCUGCAAAGCAUUCAGAGAGCCAUGAAUUAAAGGUGCUGCUGAAAUGCAAAUUACCAUCUUAAGCACUUUAUUAUUA
Molecule: messenger RNA, 1460 nt
Organism: Malurus melanocephalus (red-backed fairy wren)
Lineage: Eukaryota; Metazoa; Chordata; Aves; Passeriformes; Maluridae
Gene: ECSCR
Product: endothelial cell surface expressed chemotaxis and apoptosis regulator
Exons: 11
Coding region: 88-804 (238 amino acids)
Biological process (GO): positive regulation of proteasomal protein catabolic process; negative regulation of angiogenesis; positive regulation of endothelial cell apoptotic process
Cellular component (GO): plasma membrane; cytosol
Source: RefSeq, a predicted model, not a curated record